Molecule: messenger RNA, 8991 nt
Organism: Tyto alba (common barn owl)
Lineage: Eukaryota; Metazoa; Chordata; Aves; Strigiformes; Tytonidae
Gene: PPIP5K1
Product: diphosphoinositol pentakisphosphate kinase 1
Exons: 32
Coding region: 3532-7890 (1452 amino acids)
Biological process (GO): inositol metabolic process; inositol phosphate biosynthetic process
Cellular component (GO): cytosol
Molecular function (GO): inositol hexakisphosphate kinase activity; diphosphoinositol pentakisphosphate kinase activity; 5-diphosphoinositol pentakisphosphate 1-kinase activity
Source: RefSeq, a predicted model, not a curated record
CGGCGCUGCGGCGGGCUGUGCGCGGGAGGGCCGGUGCGGCGGCGGGCGGGGCCGUGGCCGGGCCUAGCAGCCCCUCCCGGCUGCUGCGCGGUCUGGCGGGGAGGGGGCGGCUCGCCGCGCUGCCGCGGCUUGGCCUGCCCGUGCCGGUGCCCGGGUCCGUGCCGGUGCCCGUGCCGGUGCCCGUGCCGGUGCCGGUGCCCGUGCCGGUGCCGGUGCCCGUGCCCGUGCCCGUGGCGGUGCCCGUGCCGGUGCCCGUGCCCGUGCCGGUGCCCCCGGCCUAGCAGCGCUUGCGGCCGCGCCGCGCCGCUCCGCCCGGGCCGGGCCCCGGUAGCUGCCCCCGCAGGAGGAGCCGUCGUCCCGCUGCCCCGGGGCCCCUGCCUCGUCGCCGCCGGCCUCGCCCCCCCUUCGGGAAAUCGCCCGGGGCGGCCGGGCUGGGGUUGGUGUCUGCGCCGCUCCCGGCGCCCGAGAGGAGGGGAGAACGGCAGCGGUGCCUUCGUUAAUAAACCUCUAUUAACAGUCGCCGUCUCGGAGGAGUUGUGAUGCAGUGAAGUUUCAUGCUUAACAAUCUCAUCAAAUCUCCUUAUUAAAAGCAUUCUCCCCAGACAAGGAUUGAUCUUACUGCCACAGUUGCUCUGUGAGCAGCAUAACACGUGCUCUGACGUAGAAGUGAUAAGCCAGGAGGUUUUUAUGGAAUUUGCUAAAUUUGGUGUUGUCUAGCAGAAGGAGCUCCUGGUCAGGAAACAGGAAACGUUUCCACCACUGCUGUACUCUGUCUGGGUUAGAAGGUGCUGAUAGAUUUGGAGUUACGAAAGGUGCUGCUCAAACAGGCAGAACUGUAUGUUUAGAAGCUGGUCUUCAUCUUCUCGGUUGCAAGCACACUGAACUUCUGUGUUAAUAGAACAUGGAGAGCUUUCUUCAAUACACCAAGUCCAAAUAGCUUUUAAUUAUUAACUAUAGAAUAGGUGUUCUUUUUCUUCCGAAGCAAUUAAGUGUCUGUGAUAAGAGUAGAGCUUUUACCUUUCAUAUGUAAGUAUGCAAUUAACCUUAAUAUAAAUAGCCUUUGUGACAAUGGGGGUAACUGGUCAUGCGUGCAAAGGUACUUCACUGAUUAAGAGGUGAACUUUCAGGGUUGUUUUUUUUUUUUUUGUCUCUUUGUGUUGUUUGCUUUUAGUGUCUACAGCAGUUUCAUGUAGGAAUUUUAACAAAACAUUGCCAGGAUCAGUAUUUUAAAAUGCCAGCUAUAUGUAUUCUUAAAGGUCACAAUCCUGCAGAUACUUGACUUGGCUUAAAUGAGGCUGUGGGUCUAUAUGCUAAAUCAUCCUUGCAGCCCGUCUGCGUGCAGUAGUACCUGUACUCCCCUGGAGUGCACAGGUCUCCACUCCUAGAGCUGCCUCUUGUUUUCUUUUUUGGUGGCUGCUGCCACCAGUGAUGUGAUCAGCCUUGCUUGGCUGCUGCAGUCCUUGUCCUUCAGCCUUUCACUGCAGGGAUUGUCCUUUCGAAUCCUGCAUCAUCACCUAUAACAGGCUUUGUUUAAAAACCAAAAUGAAACAAAAAACCAACAUCCAAACCCACUCUUUUAGUGGUUAAUGCCACAUUGAGUAUAAGGUUAAUACAAGACCUGAUCAUGCCUUCUUUUUUCUUAAAUUGCUGGUACUUCGGAAGUGGGGCACAAAGAAUAACUCUCUUUGAACAUCCUUAUCUGAAUGGCACUAGAAUGAUCUGCUGGGGAACCGGGAAACAACUUCCUAUCUAAUUUCUUAUCACCAACAUAGGGUAGUCUAGGGAGCUGAAUUAGUCCCAAGACACUUAGAGGCAAGGUCUACAUCUCAGCUUCAGGCCGUGUGUCAGCAGCUUCUGAUUGCUGUUAGGUGACUGUGGUAACCUUUGAUAUGAUCGUGUGGCAGAUCAUAGCUGCCCUUCUUGGAAGAGACUGCAAGAAUGUCUUCAGCUGUAGCGGCUGAUGUGUACUUCCUUGUGUAUCUGUGAUGGGACUAGGAAGCCUGAAUAUUGUGUACUCAAAGCCAGAACCAUCUUGAUCUUCUUUGUGUGUGUGCCAGAGCUGUGUUAAUGAUUUUGUCUCUCUUGGACAAUACACCCAACAGCAUUAACUCAACACUUAAUUUUCUUGCUGUGAUUAGUGAGCGGUGAGACACGUAAGCUCUCUCACCGAGCGGGGACUGGUCUGAAUGUUUGACCUCCAGGAGUAGAUAGCUCAGGAAGCAAUGAGAAUGAUGCAGAACCAUCAGCACUGUGUACUGUCAGCAUCUCUCAUAGCAAAUAAAUAAUGGUGUGGUGGUGGUGUGGGCUGAGCGCCAUACAGGAGCCUUGCUGGUACCGUUUCUGUAAGGGAAGUUGCCACCCACCUGGCACAUAAACUCAUUGAUAGCCCAGCACUAGAGCUGAUUCAGGCGUGGUGGCAAAGCCUCAUGUUGUUAGCCUUUGAUACUAGAAUAGAGCUCCACUUGCCUGAUUCCCUUUGAGAGCAACAGUCUGUCUGAGUUUUAGAUGCCUUAGUUACGCUUGUAGCUAAAAGUUCACUUUCAUCAAGAGUCUGUCGUCUCUGUUGGUAUAAAUCUAGUCAGAUAAGGGAUCUACUUAGAGAGAAACUUGUAAAAAGUUUUGGUUAUAGCCUUUCCCUUUUCCCACUCCACCUGAGAUCACAAGGCUUUGCCUGUUAACACCAAGGGCAUGCCUGAUGCCUCAGUAGCCGUCGGCUUUCAGUGGGAAUCUGGAUUUUACCUGGUUGGAGUAUGUCAUGUCACAGCCUCUAGAAUAGCUACAGAGUGAGGCAGAGGCUUUUUUCUGGGAUAGGAGCAGGAAUGUAGAGAACUUGCUGCUUUUUUAGUUCUUAGGGCAAAGGUUUUCCUGCUGCUUGAUAUGUUUUUUUCCAGGAGGGAGGAGAGAGCAAGGGAUUGGAGAAAACAACCCUCCUCCUCUUCUUGCAUGAUUUACUUCAUUAAAUGAUCAGCCAUCAAGCUGAUAGUGUACUUGCUAAGGUCUCUUUCUGCACUGGCGUGCUGAGGCAGCAGGGCACAGGAAUGAAAAUGGUUCCUGAGCAUGUGGGGCAUCCUACCCUUGUCCUUGUCUGGAAAUAGGGCUGAAUGGAGCACACAGUAAAAUGCCUGUAUAGCCUAGUCUGCCGAUGCUGUUGCUCUCACCAGCAGAGAGCACUGAUGAAUUACAGCAUUAACUCUUGCUGAUCGGGACACUUUCCUGUGCUGGGUGUGCACUGUGCCUCAAAGCUUGUGUGGGAGCAGGCAGCACUGGGCUUGGUGCACAAGCAGAAGACCGGCAUGAGCUGGGAGUCGGGCAGAGGAGAUCGUCCUUGGUGUGGUCUUCUUGAGCUGAAAGGAUGAAAACUGGCAACUGGAAAGUCACCGUCACUGUCCUAAGUUUCAUCCUAACUUCUGGAUUCCCAGCUGAUGUAUUUGGGUGUAUGAGCCUGCGAGAGUGUCCACUGUCCCCUUCCAUGAUUUAGACAGCGGCUUGGAGCAUGCAUCAUUAGCGGGAUGGUCGGCCACCGAAGCUGCAAUGUCGUCCCUGACGACGUCCAGUGAGGGAGAGGGCUCCACUCCCAGGUUUGUUGUCGGUUCCAGGGAUGAUGAGACAGACUUUCUGGGAUCAAACAUGAAGACAGACGAAACCGAUUUCUUUGAAGAUGAUGAAGAGGAGGAGUCGCCACCUGAACGGCAGAUUGUGGUUGGAAUCUGUGCCAUGACCAAAAAGUCCAAGUCAAAGCCCAUGACACAGAUUCUGGAGCGUCUGUGCAAGUUUGAGUAUAUCACAGUGGUGAUUAUGGGGGAAGAUGUUAUUCUGAACGAACCGGUGGAGAACUGGCCCUCUUGUGACUGCCUAAUAUCGUUCCACUCCAAAGGAUUCCCCCUAGAUAAAGCGGUUGCUUAUGCCAAGCUGUGCAAGCCAUUUCUGAUUAAUGACCUUGAUAUGCAGUAUUAUAUCCAGGACAGGCGUGAAGUGUAUCGGAUCCUUCAAGAGGAGGGAAUAGACUUGCCCCGCUACGCUGUGCUCAAUCGAGACCCUGAUAGACCAGAAGAGUGCAACCUGGUGGAAGGAGAGGACCAUGUGGAGGUAAAUGGAGCUGUUUUCCCAAAGCCAUUUGUAGAGAAGCCAGUCAGUGCUGAAGACCAUAAUGUGUAUAUUUACUACCCGACGUCAGCAGGUGGGGGCAGCCAACGGCUCUUCCGGAAGAUUGGCAGCCGGAGUAGUGUGUACUCCCCAGAGAGCAGUGUGAGGAAGACAGGCUCAUAUAUUUAUGAGGAGUUCAUGCCUACAGAUGGCACUGAUGUGAAGGUGUACACUGUUGGGCCAGACUACGCCCACGCAGAGGCUCGCAAAUCCCCUGCUUUGGAUGGGAAGGUUGAACGGGACAGUGAAGGGAAAGAGAUCCGUUACCCAGUCAUGCUGACUGCCAUGGAGAAACUGGUUGCCCGGAAAGUCUGUGUAGCCUUUAAGCAAACGGUGUGUGGGUUUGACCUCCUGCGGGCAAACGGCCACUCUUUUGUUUGCGAUGUGAACGGCUUCAGUUUUGUGAAGAACUCUAUGAAGUAUUAUGAUGACUGUGCCAAAAUCCUCGGAAACAUAAUAAUGCGGGAAUUGGCUCCCCAGUUUCAUAUUCCCUGGUCCAUCCCAACAGAGGCAGAAGACAUUCCCAUUGUCCCCACAACUUCAGGCACCAUGAUGGAGCUUCGUUGUGUUAUUGCAGUCAUCCGGCACGGAGAUCGCACCCCAAAGCAGAAGAUGAAGAUGGAAGUUAAGCAUCCCAGGUUCUUUGAAUUAUUUGAGAAAUAUGAUGGCUACAAGACAGGGAAGUUGAAGCUGAAGAAACCAGAGCAGCUACAGGAAGUGCUGGACAUUGCACGGCAGCUUGUGGUGGACCUGGGAACCCACAGUGACUGCGAGAUAGAGGAGAGGAAAUCCAAACUGGAACAGCUGAAGAGUGUCUUGGAGAUGUAUGGACAUUUUUCUGGCAUUAACCGUAAGGUUCAGUUGACUUAUCUGCCUCAUGGACAUCCAAAAGCUGCAAGUGAAGAUGAAGAAGCUCGCCGAGAGUCUUCCCCAUCCCUUCUCCUUGUGCUUAAGUGGGGUGGAGAGCUGACACCAGCAGGAAGAGUCCAGGCAGAAGAGCUUGGGCGAGCCUUUCGCUGUAUGUACCCUGGUGGCCAAGGUGAUUACGCUGGUUUCCCUGGAUGUGGCUUGCUCAGGCUGCACAGCACCUACCGUCAUGAUCUCAAGAUCUACGCCUCAGAUGAGGGACGAGUUCAGAUGACAGCAGCAGCUUUUGCAAAGGGUCUGCUGGCCCUGGAAGGAGAGCUGACCCCCAUCCUGGUGCAAAUGGUGAAAAGUGCCAAUAUGAAUGGUCUCCUGGACAGUGACAGUGAUUCCCUUAGCAGCUGUCAACACAGAGUGAAGGCACGACUGCAUGAAAUCAUGCAGAAGGAUGCUGAGUUCUGUGAAGAGGAUUACGAAAAGCUAGCGCCUACAGGCAGUGCUUCUCUGCUCAACUCCAUGACAUUUAUCCAGAACCCAGUAGAGGUCUGUAACCAGGUGUUCACCCUGAUUGAGAAUCUCACCUCCCAGAUACAAAAACGCCUGGAAGAUCCAAAAUCUGCAGACCUGCAGCUGUACCACAGUGAGACUUUAGAACUGAUGCUGCAACGCUGGAGUAAGCUGGAGCGAGAUUUCCGCAUGAAGAAUGGGCGUUACGACAUCAGCAAGAUCCCUGAUAUCUAUGACUGCAUCAAGUAUGAUGUACAGCACAACUGUGCACUGAAACUGGAAGGCACAGCUGAACUCUUCAAACUCUCCAAAGCCCUGGCAGAUGUGAUCAUACCCCAGGAGUAUGGGAUUAAUAAGGAGGAGAAACUGGAGAUUGCUAUUGGCUUUUGUCUUCCCCUCAUUAAAAAGAUCCAGUUGGACCUACAGAGAACCCAUGAAGAUGAGUCUGUCAACAAACUACAUCCCUUGUACUCAAGAGGAGUUCUGUCACCAGGUCGUCACGUUCGGACACGGCUCUACUUCACCAGUGAGAGCCAUGUGCACUCUCUGCUCAGUAUCUUCCGAUAUGGGGGGCUCCUGGAUGAAAACAAAGACCAGCAGUGGAAGAGAGCCAUGGACUAUUUGAGUGCUAUCUCAGAGCUGAACUACAUGACCCAGAUUGUUAUCAUGCUCUACGAGGACAACAACAAGGACCCAUCUUCAGAAGAGCGUUUCCAUGUGGAGCUGCAUUUCAGCCCUGGCGUGAAAGGCUGUGAGGAAGACAGAAACGUGCCCACGGGGUUUGGCUUUCGGCCUGCCUCCGCGGAGAGUGAGGACAAGAAAGCAGACCAGGGCAGCCUGGAGGACCUCUCCAAAGAGAAGAGCACCGACGAGGCAGACCGUGCACAGCAGAGGUCUCCACAGCCUUCGGAGCCAGUCGGCAUUCAGCGAAGGUCACCGCUGAUCAGGAACAGGAAGACAGGGUCCAUGGAGGUGCUAUCUGAAUCUUCUUCCAAAACAGGAGGUUAUCGCCUCUUCAGCACUUAUUCCAGGCAGUCUUCUGAAAUGAAGCAAAGUGGCUUAGGGUCACAAUGCACCGGCCUGUUUAGCACCACUGUGCUGGGAGGCUCCUCCAGUGCCCCCAAUCUCCAGGACUACGCACGCAGCCAUGGCAAAAAGUUUGCCAACAGCCUGACAUACAAAGACGAGCUCUUGUCUAUGCCAGCCGUAAAACGAUUUUCUGUGUCGUUUGCAAAGCAUCCGACUAAUGAUGCGUUUGAGCACCACCACGUUGCCCAGUUGCUGCGCCGUUUUUCCUCUGACUAUGCCACGAGCCGGAACAUCUUCCUGGAUGCCACUCUAGCCCAUCACCUCCAGCAGUGCUCCUACCACCUGCGUCUCUUCAGGAGAUGGCUGAUCUCAGGGCAGGAUGACUUGGAGUGUCUUUACGGUUUUGAAGGCUGUUCCAUGGUUCCCACCAUUUAUCCCCUGGAGACCCUGCACAACUCCCUCUCUUUGCGACAGGUCAACGAGUUCCUGACGGCUGUGUGCAGGAGCUGCAGUGAAUCCCAUGUCCAGUCUACCGCAGCUUUGUUCGAUUCAAUGAUUGGCAGCCAGAUACCAGGAGACCCCUUUAUGUCCCAGCGAAUCCUGUCAUCGUCCUCUUUGCCAUUGCGUCAGCGUUCGGAUAAGCCCCCGUGGUACAGCAGUGGCCCCUCCAGUACUGUCUCCAGUGCAGGCCCAUCCUCCCCAACCUCUGUGGAUAACUGUGCUCGUUUCAGCUUCACUGAGAAAUUUUCCAUCAGUCCCCCAAGAAGUGAGGAGCAGCUGACUAGCCAGUCCCCUGAGCAAGAAGAGAGACAGCCUCCAGGCGCAGGGCUUGAUGUGGAGGUGGGGGUGUCAGGGUUGUUGGUGGCAGAGCCAAGUACCCUUGAGACCGUGACCUGGAGCAAGGGCCCAGAGACAGGCAGGGUGCUGGAGCUCUGCAAGAAGGAGCUGGUGGAGGAGGACUCUAACCUGGAGGAAGAGAGCACGGUGGAGCUGGAUGAAGAAGAAUCAGCUGGGGAAAUGGUAGAGCCAAGUAACACUGGGAACCCAAAGCACGAUGCAGGGUCUGACAUAAGGCUGGCUGGGGAGAGCGUGAGGCCAGAUGAGGGUUGUGCAGGGGGAGUGACUGGCCUGGAGCAGUCAGGGCUGUCCGAGGAGAUCUUGGUGCCCUGUGAAGAGGAGCUGCUGGGAGAGGUGUUGGACCCAGAGCACGUGGGCACGGAGCUGGUGGGGGCCAGUGCUCUGCCAGGCCAGCUUCUGUCUGGUCACCUGUGCCAGGGGCAGCCACUGUCUCCUGAGAAAAGCGUGGAGGAGCUGCAGCCGCUGUGUCGGGAGGAUCAGCAGAAUUAGUGGCUCACUGGACAGAACACCGCAAGCGCUUCUAGCCUGGUGGCAGCCCAGCUUCCUGCACAGCACCUCAUGCAGCUGGCCGGCUGCAGCACAGAACAAGCCAUGUCCCAAGGUCACAGGACUCUGGAGUGUGGAAGAGGCUUCUCUGCUCCUCCGCAAGCCAGCUCUUUGCCAUUUGGCAAGAGACAACGCCCCAUCUGCCUUGUUAAAUGAACAACAAAUGCAGUCUUGGUACUGGCAUGGCACCUUCACGGAGCAGGGACAUGGGGCUGCACUGGUGUCCCAAGGGCUGUAUGCUCACUGGGACAGCAGAGGUAGAGGACUGGUGCAGCCAAGGCUUUUGGGGUGGUAAGUCCAAAGGGGACAGAUGCUCCCUUGAGAUUUUUUGGCCCAUAGCCUUCAGAGAAAGGCAUCCUGGGCCCAAAGUAAUCAGAUCCAUCACAACCACCAACCUCCUCUCUGUUCCUUCCUUCUUCCUCUCUCAAUUCCCACCACUGGACACCAAAAACAGGUCCAGAGAGUCCAUGGCAGGAAGACUAGGAAAAGCAGAAAGCAUUCUGAAUGAGUGUGGGAAGGAGAUUAAUGAGGGGAUAGGGUUCAAGACUGCCACUUGCAAGAAAAUGACUCUGGCAUGAACUUGGAUGUUUUCCUGCUGGGCUGGGGCAGGCAGGCAGGAGCGGGGGGAUCCAGCCUGAGAGGUGAGCAGGGAGGACACACACGGGUUUUUUUUUCUAGUCCCCAAGGGUCAGGCAGGGUACAGCUCUGAAGUCUUGGUGGCGGAAAUUUAAAGAAACUGGUAUUUGAACAAAUCAGGAUUAUUAGAAAUCAAUAAGGAGAAAUCUUUAUUAUAUAUAAAAUGAAAAGUAUUUAAUACGUAUUUAUGUAAAUGACUCGUGAGCACAAGCCUGAGGGCGAGCUUGACACGGGUGUCCCUGCUGCAUCCUGAGUGCAGGCCAGGGCUGUGCCUCCUGCGCCUCCUGUAUUUAUGGACAAGUCUGCGUGUUUGUCUGUAGCUAGGAUCUGUGUUUUUGUGAAGCUGUGCCCAAAGAUCUCCACGCUGUGUUGUGAUGAUGUGUGUUCACAGUAAAUCUAUGCUGUGGG